Molecule: messenger RNA, 2224 nt
Organism: Bombyx mori (domestic silkworm)
Lineage: Eukaryota; Metazoa; Arthropoda; Insecta; Lepidoptera; Bombycidae
Product: transmembrane protein 42
Exons: 4
Coding region: 248-697 (149 amino acids)
Source: RefSeq, a predicted model, not a curated record
AACCAUUUUAUUUAUCAAAUGCCAACACCACUAAAAUAACCUUAAAAUUUGACAUUUUGGUUUUAAAACAUUUGUUUUUUGUUGACAAUAUUCCUACAAUGUAAAGAACAGCUGAUGUGGACCUAAACAAUAAUUUAUUGAAUUGUGUUUAUCUUAAGAAUAUUAUCGUGUUGCAAGGGAGGCUCUUACUUCAAAAGUGAAAAUUGUAGAUUACUUAUAAAUUAAAAUACGUUAUUAAAUAUUGGAAAUGUUUCAUGAGGCUUUCCUUGCUGGAAUUUGGGGAUCUGCUGGAAGCGCUUUGGGGAAGCUAGCUGGAACUGAAAGUGUAGUAGAUUCGAACAUCGAUACAUCGCUAGCUACGAUUGCACCGGACGUCUUAUCUUUUAGGCCACGACGACUUCUUAACUUUCAGUCACUAAAAAUAGGAGACAGCUAUGCUAUAUCCGGCGUUAUCUUGAUAAUCAUGGUCCUCGUUAACACGUGGAGUAGCAGGCAUUACUUGCGGUCACUGGACGCUGCACCUAACUCGGUCGCACCCACCGUCAUAUCCGCAGCUUCUAGCUACGUUCUAUCGGGUUUUAUAGGAAUCGUGUUAUUCGAAGAGCCAUCAAGUACCCAAUGGUGGGCAGGCGCAAUUCUCAUUAUAAUGGGGUUAACAUUAAUUGCCCGACCGAAGGAUAGAGAUAAAUUCACAUAAGAUUAACUUUGAUUAAAUUUUAUUUGUUUAAUGACUAAGGCAUUCUCUAUCAGUCAACCAAGGGUAGUGUGAGAGUGUACAUGUAUCUGCAUUACGUCAUAGAAAAAAAAUAUAUAAAUUAUUCAACUAUUUGUUAAAAUUUCAAAUCAUUUCACGUGUUCAGCAUAAAUAAAGCAGAACAUCGCCGUAAAUGUAAAAUAUGAAAGAUAUUUAACAUUUAAGGUGAAGUUUUUACAUUUUAUAUUACGUGAGAAGAGAUUUGAGGCUUACAAUAAAACGGCUAUUUUCUAAAAUAUAAUAACUAAAAUACAAGAACUAAGUUUAUUAAAGUACAUUAUAAAAUGUAGUAGAUAUAGAAGAAUUUUAAUUUGAAGUGGUCGUGGCCUAAAGGAUAAGACGUCUAGUGUACUUGUAUCGAGCGAUGCGAUUGUGUGGCGAUCAAAUCCUUUAGGCAGGUUAACAUAUCUAUCACAUGUUCACGAAUGACUUCCAAGAUGAAGACUAACAUUAGGCAACAAAAAUCAAAUUAACCAUAAAUAUAAAAUACGUAAUUAUUCUACUGAAUGCUUGUCCACUCGUGCCUAAGUAAUAAAAAAAAAUGUUAUUUAUAAAUAUUAUGAUUAAAAUAAAAUACAUUCCGUGUUUUUUGUGAUAAGGGAAUGAUGGCCGAAUAUAAAGAAAAAUUAAAUUUUUAGCUAUGGUGCUAAUAAAGUAGCAUAGGAAAAAAAAUAUAAAAUGUUUUGAAAACGCAUAAAAAUGUGUUUCUUUUGUUUUCUUCACGUUUCUUAUAUUAACAUCUGACUAUGAACUUUUUUCUAAUUUUGCAUACAUACAUCAGCAUACUAUUGCAGUUUCUCCGGUCACCGUCCUCGUCGAACCCGUCGACGAAGGGCUCGACGAGCGAAUUAACCCAUAGACACAGCCCACUUGAGUUUCUCGCCGGAUCUUCUCAGUGGGUCGUGUUUCCGAUCCGGUGGUAGAUUCUGCGAAGCACUGCUCUUGCUAGGGCCAGUGUUAGCAAAACUCCGGUUUGAGCCCCGUGAGCUCGCCUACAUGUGAAGGGUGAAGCUGAAAUAGCCUCUAAAGGCUAUCAGCAUAGGUAGGAUAAAAAAAAUAAAAAAAGCAGUUUCUAUUUCGAGAAUAGUUGCCCUACACCCGUUAUAUUGUUAAACAGCGUGUAAUCAUUUAACUUCGUCUUAUUAUCUAGUACACAAUAUUACAACAACACAUACAUUGUUGGGUCGUCAAAUGUUUUGUAAAAUUUCUAUGCAAUUUUAAUCACACAACUAACUAAAUGCUCCUAUAUUUCUCGACACACAGUCCAGAAGAUUUAAAAAAAUGUAAAAUAGACAAUAAAUUUAAAAAAAAAAUUGUUUCAUACAGAAUAUACUACAUAUUUGUAAAUAAAUUACCUGUUUGUAAUAAUUUCAAUAAAUUAAUAUCGCUCCUUGUAAUGAUUUAGAGAAAAAAACAUUAAUCUAAAUCAAUGUGAAUUGUAUUUUAAUAAAUCUUUAAAAACCUUGUGUA